GUCAAAAACAAAAAUAUAACCUUCCCGCAAUAGACACUGAUUUUCACGUGUUAUAGUUUGUUUUAUUCAAAUUUAAUGUAAUUUCAAGUCAAAAUGAAGCAUAAAAGAUUUGAGGAGAAUAUUUUAGUCGACGAAGCUUAUACCAAUUAUGGUAAAGUUGACAAAAAUGCUGACAAUAAAAAGGGUUCUGGAAUAGCAAAACAUUUCGCUGAAUCUAUUGAAUAUGAGGAUAAAAAGAAAUGGUAUCAUCAGUUGCCGGAAGAACCAACUACAAUAACAAAGACCUUAACACCAGAACAGGUGGAGGAAAUGAGAAAAGAGGCCAACAGCGCUCUGCAUGGAGACACCCUAGCUUAUGAGACAAAAACAAACAGGAGUGGCUCAUCGGAUCACCAGUGGGCAAAGACGCUUCUGAACAAAGGUGCGAUUGGGGACAGGGUUGCGGCCGCUACGAUUUUGAUACAGGACAAUCCAGUGUACAAUUUGACAGCGUUGAGGAAUUUGAUCAACAGUGUUAAACCUGCGAAGAAAAAGGACGGCAUUAUUGUUAUUGACGCCCUUUCAGAACUACUAAUAUCAGACCUACUCAUUCCGGAUGUGAAACUGAGAACGUUUGAUCAACAUCCACUUGGCCACGUGGAUGACAUGACUUCUGGUAAUAAACAGCAGAGGAGGAAUAUUUUGAAGCUGUGGUAUUAUGAAGAUCAGCUCAAGGAAUUGUAUGGGACGUACGUGGAAGCCCUGAACAAGUUCGGACACGACUCGGUCGAUGCUAACAAAGAGAAAGCCGUCAGCGCCAUGUCUUAUCUUCUGAUGCACCAUCCGGAGAGAGAAAAGAUGCUGCUAACGAACAUUAUCAACAAACUCGGCGACCCAUCCCAGUCUGUCUCGUCCAAAGUCACUUACCAUCUCUGCCAACUUUUGUACAACCAUCCCAAUAUGAAGGGUGUUGUUUUGGCCGAAAUCGAGAAAAUGCUGUUCAGGUCCAACAUAUCGCCUCGAGCACAAUAUUACGGCGUUUGCUUUCUGAACCAGUUUUUCCUGGGCAAAGAUGAUUCCAGGGUCGCGGAGAAUCUUAUAAGGAUAUACUUUUCGUUCUUCAAAGCUUCCAUCAAAAAGGGUGAUAUCGACUCGCGUCUAAUGUCCGCUAUACUGACGGGUGUCAAACGCGCUUACCCCUUCGCAGACAAGGACAGAGUGUCUGAAACUCCUGCGCAUAUAGACGCCAUACACAAAUUGGUGCAUUUGUCCGGUACUAACAUAGCGAUACACGCUCUGGCUUUGCUUUUUCAUAUCAGUGACGCGUCCAAAGGGACUUCAGAUCGCUAUUACACCGCCCUCUACCGCAAAUUGUCCAACCCUGAUAUCUUCAACACGACCCACUCGGCUCUGUUCUUCUCGCUCAUUUACAAAUCGUUGAAGCAGGACAACAAUAUUAACAGAGUUUGCGCUUUUAUAAAAAGAUUGUUGGCGCAGUGUUGCUAUUCGCCGCCCGGGCAGGCGAGCGGCGCUAUGUUUUUGAUAUCGCAAGUUUUAAAAGGCGCAGACAAGAAGGAAGCUGUUAAAUUGGUUUGGAGCAAAAAGGUGAUUAAGGAGGAAGUAAAAGAAGAAACGGAGAUUACAGAAGUUGAAAACGGCGAGGGCAUAGACAAAGAUGACGUAAUAGAGACGGUGAAUGAUACCAUAGACACGACGGUAGUAGAGAAGGCGGAACAGAAGAGAGUUGAUUUGCUUCGAGGCGACAAAAGAGAUCUGUUGAUGGAUGACGAUGACGAUGAGACGUAUGUGGACUUGAAAAUCGACGAUCAAGGGAACAUCAAGCCAAGGAAACGUAAAAGCGAAGCGGUCGCGGGAUGGUACCACGCUAAAGUCAAAGUUGAGAGUGAGACGGGUGAUAAGCAGGAGAAAGAGAAAGAUGCCAAGAUACAGUUGAAGAAGACUGUCAAUUUGGACAGGGUAAUAACAGAACACAACCCUUACGCCCGCAACCCCUCGUUCUCGGGCGCUCAUUGCUCGGCUUACCUCGAACUCAUCGCUCUGUCCAGACAUUUCCAUCCUACGGUCAGGUUGUUCGCUGAGAGAUUGCUCAAUGAGCAAAUAAUCCAGUACAGCGGUGAUCCGUUGAAGGAUUUCUCCGGUAUACGUUUCUUAGACCGGUUCGUGUUCAAGAAUCCGAAGAAACGGGCGGAGAAUAACGAGGAAGGUGACGUGAAGAAGGUGAAGGGUUCGCAUCCGAAAUUCGCAGUGAGGAAGAAUUAUACUGCUAAAGGUCUAAGAAGUAUACCAGUGAACUCGUCUACGUAUCUGAAUGAAGAUGUCAAGAAAAUACCCGUUGACGAGAAGUUCUUAUACGAUUUCCUGAAGAAACGCCGCGAGGUCCAAGGUUCAGACGGCGAGGACAGUGACAAUGAGUCGGUGACGAGCGAAGAUUUCGAGCAAUACUUGGACAGUAUGACCGGCAAGACACAUUUGGAAUCUGAUGAAGAAUUGGACUAUUUGGCUGAAAUGGAGUCUUCGAAGAGCAAACGCGGGUCAAAGAAGACAGAUGACGCGGCCAGCGAUGAUGGCACUGGUGAUGAUGAUGAUGAUGACGAUGACGGUGAUGGUGGAGACAUUGGUGAUGACGGAGGAAGCGAUGAAGAUGGUGAACUAAAUAUCUCCGCAGAUGAAGAGGAACCGGCCCUGUCUGCUGAUGAGGACGAACUGAUGCUCGAGGGGAGCGAUGAUGAGGAACAGAUUGACGUGCCGGGCAAGAAGGGUAAAGGCAAGAUGAAGCUUAAAUUGAAAGGAAGCGACGACUUAGGCUCGCUAUUCGCAUCAGCAGAAGAAUUCUCAACUCUAUUAGAGGAGACGGCGACGAACAAGAAACAAGGCUCUGUCCACGCCGUAGCGAACACGGACAACGCUAGUAGCAAGCAAUUAGCGUGGGAAGAUAAGCGGGACAGGUGGAUUAAGGGUUAUAACAGAAAUAUUCUAGGCAGAAAGGGACAGAAGAGAAAAGGCGGUAGAAUGGGGGGAGGGGGGAAGAAGAAGAAGUUUUAAGUUGUGAAUAAAUGCGAUUAUGUUGAUAAAUAUUUGUUUUACGUCAUCACGUCUACUUCCUUGCGGGGUAGACAGAGUCAACAGUCUUGAAAAUACUCAUAGGCCACGUUCAGUUGUUUUGUUUACUGAUAG
Messenger RNA from Amyelois transitella, 3174 nucleotides. RefSeq names its product CCAAT/enhancer-binding protein zeta (gene Noc1). NCBI's taxonomy places the organism in Eukaryota, Metazoa, Arthropoda, Insecta, Lepidoptera, Pyralidae. Gene Ontology annotation, cellular component: nucleus. The coding region runs from base 94 to 3042 and encodes 982 amino acids. The transcript has 20 exons. The record is from RefSeq and is a predicted model, not a curated record.